This is a messenger RNA of Belonocnema kinseyi, 542 nucleotides long. RefSeq lists its product as uncharacterized. The transcript has 2 exons. The record is from RefSeq and is a predicted model, not a curated record. The coding region runs from base 18 to 542 and encodes 174 amino acids. NCBI's taxonomy places the organism in Eukaryota, Metazoa, Arthropoda, Insecta, Hymenoptera, Cynipidae.
GUUCGUAUGUAGAAAGAAUGAAGGCCGACAUUCUAAUCUUUGCCUGCCUCGCUUUGCGCAGUCUUACAAUAGUUGGUGGUAUGGAUGAGCAUGAACAUAUUCAUUAUACUACUCCUACAAUUCAGCGACCCCAUCCUUUGCACCCUACAAGACCAGAAAGCGAUAUUUUGAUACAAAAAGUGGUGAGUGGAAUUCGUGUAGAUUGGAAUAUAGUUUUUGGAGAACUCCUACCUGAUCAAAACCUUGUAAAAUGCAAUGGUCCAUAUGGGCACGUUACUGUAAAAAUCAGUGAUGGAAAAAUCUUAUAUGCAUGUCUUGAAGCCGGCCCUACUUAUGAUCAUCAUAGGGCCAAUGAGCAUUAUGAAGGUGUUAACGAAACAUACUACUGUUAUGUGAGAGUAUUAGAAGGGUAUAAUGUGGCAGGAUAUCUUACGCAUGGAAAUGAAAAACGUCAAGAGAUUGGAUACCCAACCGGGCACGUUCAUUACAUACAGAAGAAUAAAAUUGAUGUCCAGGGAGAUUUAUAUAUUACAAACGAAUAG